Messenger RNA from Cladocopium goreaui, 2781 nucleotides. The record is from the annotation of a GenBank genome assembly. Lineage: Eukaryota; Dinophyceae; Suessiales; Symbiodiniaceae.
AUGCCUAAAAGAAAUCUUGUGUUGGCAGAAGACUGUGCGGGACUGGGGCCGCUGAAAGAAAGUUGCAAGCUUGCAGGCCUACAAAGUCAUGUAUACUACGUCUCGGAGAGCGACCCAAAGCUCCUAGAGCGGUUGAAAAAGAUCUACAAGCCGGAGUUGGUUUCGAAAGAUGCUAUGAAAAAAAAAGGAAUCCGUCAGCUGAUUGACAUCUUUGGUGCUGGCUGCCCGUGCCAGCCUUUUUCCCCCAUCGGGAAGCGAAAGGGGAAGAAGGACCCAAGGGCCAAAGUGUUCGAAAGAGUGGUAAAGCGCAUACAAGCCUGGCUACCGGAUACGUUUGUGUUAGAGAACAGCAAGUCCUUGACCAACAAGAAGCAUGCCAAAUUCUUCAAGAAGCUUCUCACAAAGCUCAAGUCCAAAGGACACUAUAAGGUCUACUGGAAGGUUCUGGAUGCCUUCACCCACGGCGCGCUCCCCCAGCGACGUGAGCGCCUCUGGAUCGUCGGAGUCAAUAGCUAUGCGAUGAAGGGACAAUUCUCCUGGCCAAAACCUUUGAAGAACCUGAAGAAGAUCAAGCUGUGCAAGAUGCUUGCGAGGAAAGCCCAAGACUAUGAGUUCCCAAAGUCUUCAACCGGGAAGAAGCGACUGCGAACAGCGCUGAAGUGGGAGAAAUGCAGGGUGCAGGGUUGGGACCCAAAGCGUAUGCAAGCUGAUGAUCUCAGCGUCCGUGAGAUGGGGCUGGCUCUUGGGAAUGCUUGGCUCCCAGCGGGACUGGCGCAGAGCAGGAUGUGGCGGCCGCAGGGCAGCGAGGGGGACGAUGUGCGACCCAUCGCGGUUGGGGAAGUUUUGCGGCGGCUGACUGCCACGUGCCUUUGCUCCGACGUGCGCAACUCUGCCCGGGAUCUUCUAUGCCCUUUACAAGUUGGGGUGGCCACCCGCAAUGGCACUGAAGCAGUUGUCCACACUGCCCGACACUGGGCGCAGAGGCAUGCAGGGCAGGCUGAACAGGUUCUCCUCAAAAUUGAUUUCAGCAAUGCCUUCAACUCGGUCGACCGGGCUUCUCUCCUCCGCGAGACUCGCCUCCGCCUGCCAGGCUUGUCCCCUUGGGCAGAGUGGUGCUAUGGUCUCCACUCGCGGCUGCUGUUCCAAGGCUCGCCUUUGAGUUCUGAAACCGGGGUGCAACAAGGUGACCCGCUUGGCCCUUUGUUGUUCUCCUUGGCAUUACAGCCGGCCCUCCAAGCUGCUGCCCGUGGAGGCCCUCCGGAACUUCGACCCUCGCUGGUGGUGGCUUACCUGGAUGAUGUGUGCUUGGCUGGCUCAUAUCGUCAAGUCAGCGCAGGCUUGGUCCGCUUGACGGCGGCCGCACGCCAGGUCGGAUUGCAAGUCAACCCUGCCAAAUGCGAGCUUGUGGCGUGUGGAGGGGCCGCAGCCACUGUGGACAUGAGCUUCUUCCCACCCGGCAUUCCCCUCAACCAAACCGGGACCUUCAGCCUUUUGGGGGCGCCCAUUGGAGACGGUAGUUUCUGCAACCAGUUCACAACAUCGGAGCGAGUUGCCAAAGCUUUGCCACUGUUAGACGCUUUGGCUGUCUUGCCGGAUGCCCAAACUGCCCUCCUGCUCCUCCGCCACUGUGCCUCCCAUUGUCGGAUGGCUUACUCCAUCAGAGUCACCCCUCCUGAUGGGCUCGGCCCCUCCCUGGAAGCGUUUGACAAUGCUGUUAGAGGAUGCCUCGAAGUGGCUUGCAGCGGGCCCCUCACUGCGGAAGCGUGGCUCCAAGCAACACUCUCCACUCGGUGUGGUGGGCUCGGGCUCCGCAGCGUGGCCCGGCACAGUGUCGCCGGCUACGCUGCGUCUUUGUGGGCUACUGUGCCACUGUGCAAAGAUAUGGAUCCAGGCUACGACCCUGACUUCAAUGCUGCUCUCAACCUGGUGAACAUGGCCCUUCCGCCGGCCGACCACCUCCCGGUCCCAGCCCGCAACCUGCUCGCAGCCCCUGCUCCUGGUCGGGAAGCCUUUCGGGCGCAUCUUCAGCUCUUGCAGCAAGAAGGCGCGGGGGCGUGGCUCCAUGCUCUCCCAAGCGCCGCCUUGGGGCUUCACGUGGUGACCCCGCUCUUUCGGACCAUGGUUCGCUUGCGGCUCCGCUUGCCGGUGUCUGAUUCUGACACCCCUUGCCCCCUCUGCGAUGGCACCUGUGACAGAUUUGGUGACCAUGCGCGCGUUUGUCCCUGUGGCGGCGAUCGGGUCAAGCGGCACCAUCAGCUCAGAAACAUUUUGGCAGGGCGGGCAAAAACAGCAGGCCUUCAGCCCGAGGUUGAAAAGCCCAACCUCCUACCUCCACGCCCUGAACUUCAAGGUGGCCCAGAAGAUGGGGAGCAACCCUGUGGCGGUGGUCGCCGGCCAGCCGAUGUCUGGCUCCCCAACUGGCACCUACAUGGUCCAGCUGCGUUCGACAUUGCCGUCACUUCGGGCAUGAGACAGAGUGUUCUGACUGCAUCCGUGACAGAUGGCAGCAGAGCAUCUACGGACUAUGAAGCACGGAAAUGCCAGCAUCUAAGCACUUUGGAAGCCUGCACGAGUGAAGGGCUCCAGUUCGUCCCGCUCGUUGUUGAAGCGUGCGGUGGUGGCUGGGGGCCCAUUGCUUUGAAAACCUGGCGCUCCUUGGGUGAGGCGAUUUCCGCCCGCACUGGUGAAGGCAGCUCUGUGGAAUCGCAGCGCCUCCUUCAAUCUUUGGGCAUCGCGCUGCAGCGCGAAAACGCUAGAGCUGUCUUACGGCGCCUGGACUGA